AGAAGUUCAUUUGCAGCCACCUCCCUUUUCCUUUUUGUUGUGGGGGAUAUUCGUAUGUAGUCCUCAAAUUUGUCUGGUCCAUGAUUGGUUCUUCAAGCAUAUUCCGAGCACUUCAGAUAUGGCUCCUCAACAUAUUCUCCUUAAAGCAGAGGACAAAAUGAAGGAUAUUCUUGUCGCGGUUGAUUUGAUUCUGAGUUCGUGGACCCUGUAGCUGACUGUAUUUACCAAAAUACCCUCCACGCAAUUAGAUCCGUAUAAUACUAAUCUUCUAAAUUUAAUUGUAUUAGAAGUAAUUACAAGGCGUUUAAACACGAUAAUAAUUUUAAUUAAGGAGACAAAGAGUGUUUAGUAAUUUCUUGCGACCAAAAUAAGUUAACGUGAAUUUGAAAAUACUAUACUCCCGCGUCAGCGGGUUUCAUACAAUUUCUGUGCUACUCACUUCAAACAAUGCCACGAAUGCUAACAAAAAACCCUCUCGCGGUAAAACAAGUUGCUUUCAUGGGUAUAUCUGUGCGACCGCUGGUGACACGAUCAAUGAGUCUGCUUUCUUCCAUUUCCCGGUACACUUAAACGUCAAAAAGCCGGUACUCCGUUGACAGAGACAGGGAGAGAGUUUUUUUAAGGGACUUUUUUCCCCUCUCUUCUUCUGCAAAUUUCUUCAGACUUCAUGUCGACGGAGAGGCUUCUCGUUAAUGGCUUCGUUAAGUCGGACGCUCCAACGGCGGCGGCACCCGGUGUGUCUCCGCAGGGAUGGAUCUUCGAUGAAUUGCCGAUGGCUACAGUUGUAUCUGUGUCCGGAACCGACACCGCGGAUAUCAGCCCCAUGGUUCUCUCGUACACCUUUGAGUUGCAAUACAAGCAGUUCAAGUGGCGCUUAGCGAAUAAGGCCUCGCAAGUUCUCUAUCUACAUUUCGCUUUGAAGAAACGUGCAAUCAUCGAGGAAUUCCAUGAGAAGCAAGAGCAGGUUAAAGAAUGGCUUCAAAGCUUUGGAGUAAUAGAUCACGCAGCAGUUGUUGAAGAUGAGGAUGAACCUGAUGAUGGGGCUAUUCCUCUACAUCAUGAAGAAAGUACUAGGACCAGAUAUGUUCCAUCAGUUGCUGCUUUACCAAUUCUCCGCCCAUCUCUAGGAGGGAAACAGAGCGUCUGGGGAAGGGCAAAGGCAGAGAUGCAAGGUUAUCUAAAUCUCUUCCUGGGAAACUUGGACAUUGUAAAUUCUCGAGAGGUUUGCAAGUUUUUAGAGGUCUCAAAAUUGUCAUUUUCGGGGGAGUACGGUCCAAAGUUGAAGGAAGGUUAUGUCACGGUUGGGCAUCUAUCUCAAAUUUCUAACACUGACACUGAGAUAGGCUGUUGUCCAUGCCGUUGGCUCAGUUGUUGCAGUGACAAGUGGAUAAAGGUUUGGGCUGUUCUGAAACCCGGUUUCUUUGCCUUACUGGAAGAUCCUUUUGAGACAAAACUCUUAGACAUAAUUGUGUUUGAUGUCCAACAAUCCUCAAAUGGAAAAGAAGAAUCUCGAGUGUAUUUGGCAGAGCAGAUAAAGGAACGUAAUCCAUUGCAUUAUGCAUUUAAGGUAUCUUGUGGAAAUCAGAGCUUUAAGUUAAGAACUUCCAGCAAAGGUAAAGUUAAACAAUGGAUUGCUGCGAUCAGUGAUGCCGGCUUAGGGCCUCUCGAAGGGUGGUGUCGUCCUCAUCGUUUCAGUUCCUUUGCUCCUCCAAGGGGUCUGACUGACGAUGGGAUUCAUGCUCAAUGGUAUAUAGAUGGGGAAGCAGCUUUUGAUGCAAUUGCUUCAGCCAUAGAGAACGCAAAGUUAGAGAUUUUCAUUACUGGCUGGUGGCUUUGCCCGGAGUUGUAUCUAAGACGCCCUUUUCAAAGCAAUUCUUCCUCUCGCUUGGAUAAGCUGCUUGAAGAAAAAGCAAAGCAGGGGGUGCAGAUCUAUAUUCUUCUCUACAAGGAAGUUGCACUUGCUCUAAAAAUUAACAGUUUAUACAGUAAGAAUAGACUCCUUAAAAUUCAUGAGAAUGUGAGGGUACUGCGCUAUCCUGAUCAUCUCUCAACUGGGAUUUACUUAUGGUCACAUCAUGAAAAGCUUGUUAUUGUUGACCACCAGAUUUGCUUUAUUGGAGGCCUAGAUUUAUGCUUUGGACGGUAUGAUACAAUCGAACAUAAAGUUGGUGAUUGCCCCCCUGAUAUAUGGCCUGGGAAGGACUACUAUAAUCCGAGAGAAUCUGAGCCAAACUCCUGGGAAGACACCAUGAUAGAUGAACUAGACCGUCAUAAAUAUCCACGUAUGCCAUGGCAUGACGUCCAUUGUGCUCUUUGGGGCCCACCCUGUCGUGAUGCUGCGAGGCACUUUGUUCAGCGAUGGAACCAUGCGAAGAGAAAUAAAGCUCCAAACGAACAAACUAUUCCACUACUUAUGCCUCGCCAUCACAUGGUCAUACCUCAUUACAUGGGAAGAGGCAGAGAGAUCAACAUUGAGAGCAAAAGCACCGAGGACGCUGGAAAAGAUGUGCGUGAACAGACUGCAUUUCCAAAGCAGUCACUAGUGCAGGAUAUCCCAUUUCUUCUGCCUCAGGAAGCAGAUGGUGCAGUUGUUAACUCUUCAGGGGCCAAGAAGUUAAAUGGCACAUGCACAAAACAUAAUCUUAUUGAUCAGCCAACUGGAAAUUGUGGAAAAUUUUCAUUUUCUUCACAGAAGUCUGAAACUGAAACCUUAGUCCAAGAUACACAGACAAAAAGGUUUGCAGAUGAUAUUGAUUUCUUGGAUCUCCAAAGUGAAACAAUUUUGAGUGUGGGGGCACAAACUAGGGUGAAACUUUCUGAUGAGGAAUGGGGAACAUCAGAUGAUGGAGAUCCCAUUCAUGAAACUGGGCAAGUUGGACCUUGCACUGCAUGCCACUGUCAGAUUAUCAGAAGUGUCAGUCAGUGGUCUGCUGGAACAAGUCAAGUUGAAGAAAGCAUUCAUAAUGCUUACUGUUCUCUCAUUGAGAAGGCAGAACAUUUUAUUUACAUUGAGAAUCAGUUUUUCAUAUCUGGUCAUUCAGGAGAUGAGAUCAUACAGAAUCGUGUCCUGGAAGCAUUAUACAAACGUAUUUUACUGGCUCACAAAGAGCAAGAAUGCUUCCGAGUCAUUGUUGUCCUACCACUCAUACCUGGGUUCCAGGGGGGAAUAGAUGAUGGCGAUGCAGCUACUGUUAGAGCCAUUAUGCAUUGGCAGUAUCGGACAAUAUCUAGAGAAAAAACCUCUAUCCUGCAUAAUCUCAAUGCUCUGCUUGGCUCUAAAUCACAAGAUUACAUCUCUUUUUAUGGUUUGAGAUCAUAUGGUAGACUUUUUGAUGGCGGUCCUGUUGCCACAAGUCAGGUUUAUGUGCAUAGCAAAUUGAUGAUCGUGGAUGAUCGUGUCACCUUGAUUGGAUCAUCUAAUAUAAAUGACAGGAGCUUGCUUGGUUCAAGAGAUUCUGAGAUUGGUGUUGUAAUUGAAGACAAGGAAUUCACUGAAUCAUCCAUGAACGGAAAGCCUUGGAAAGCUGGAAAAUUUGCUUACAGUCUCCGGAGCUCUCUGUGGUCGGAGCAUCUUGGUCUUCAACCAGGAGAUAUUAAUCGGAUCAUUGAUCCUGUAAGAGAUAGCACCUAUAAGGACUUAUGGUUAGCAGCUGCCCAGGCGAAUACCAAGGUUUACCAAGAUGUAUUUGGUUGCAUACCCAAUGAACUCAUUCACUCAAGAGCUGCUCUAAGACAAAGCACAUCGCAUUGGAAAGAGAAACUCGGAUACACAACCAUUGAUCUUACUAUAGCUCCAGAGAGAGUAGAGUUCUGCGAGAAUGGUGAAAGUAAGACAAUGGACCCAAUGGAGAGGUUGAAAUCUAUCAGGGGACAUCUCGUUUCUUUCCCUUUAAAUUUCAUGUGCCAAGAAGAUUUAAGACCAAUGUUCAAUGAGGGUGAGUUCUAUGUACUCCCCCAAGUAUUCCAUUGAAUUUAUAGAAAACUAAUGUAAAUAGGCAAAAAAAUAUACGACCAGAUUUAUGUAAUUGUUUAUUGUAAGACAAAAAGAAACGAAAAAUUUAGAGUUGAGUUCUUGCGUAAUGCCUCUCCAAAGUCCAUACCCAGUUGUGGUUAAAUAACUUGUCAAGCGGGAAUGCAGCAGGCCUAACGUAUCAGUGCUCGGGCUCCGGGCCAUCACCGACGAGUCACCUUCAAACCCUUUGACAAGACGGGUUAGCUUUUUCUCUUUUUCGCCUUUAAAAUGUUCCUCUUUUUCUCUUCCAUCGAGAUGUGGGAUUUGACAAUAACCAUUGAAUUUGCCA
Molecule: messenger RNA, 4301 nt
Organism: Carica papaya (papaya)
Lineage: Eukaryota; Viridiplantae; Streptophyta; Magnoliopsida; Brassicales; Caricaceae
Product: phospholipase D zeta 1-like
Biological process (GO): phosphatidic acid biosynthetic process; phospholipid catabolic process; intracellular signal transduction
Cellular component (GO): plasma membrane
Molecular function (GO): D-type glycerophospholipase activity
Source: RefSeq, a predicted model, not a curated record